This is a messenger RNA of Lolium perenne, 921 nucleotides long. NCBI's taxonomy places the organism in Eukaryota, Viridiplantae, Streptophyta, Magnoliopsida, Poales, Poaceae. The record is from RefSeq and is a predicted model, not a curated record.
AUGACGCCAACACCAUCCAACUUCCACGGGUCCCUCCGGCCUAAGCAGCUCCAAAUCGAUGCCCUCAAGAGGGAAGACGACACAAGAAUGCCGCCAUCGACCGAUCACGGCGGAUCUAGGGAUUUCCCCGGAGCAAACCCAGACAAGAAGCCACAACGUCACCUCGGCGAUGCCUUCAAGAAGGGAGCGGCGCCCGAAGCCGCCGCCAUCGCCGGCCUCGGCCAGCUGCCGGCCGGCCAGCAACCGAGACAAGGCGUUAGCCUGGGACUUGUCGCGCCAUCCUGCUUCGUGCCCAAGACCGGACCACCUUCUUCCACCAUGCCCACCAACACCUCGCCGCUGCCCGGGGCAGCCGCCCCCGGAACUCCACCAGCACCUACCACUGCACCAUUGCAGCACCACCACGGCCAGGGCCUCCCGCGCCAGCCAGCCGCGACGCCCAGACCACCCACGCCCGGAGCCGGCCCGCAGGGCCCGGAUCCGGCCCGGCGGCGCCCGCCACCCUCGGCGCCGCCGCCCCCACACGGCCACGCGCCACCACCUUCCCCGAGCACCGGCCACCUUCCCCGACGACCGGCCACGCAGCGCCCGCAACGGCCACCGCCCGACCGGCCCAGGCCAAGCCCAGAUCGGGCCCGCCGAGCCGCCGCCGGCAGCCACGCACCAUGCCGCCGGCCUCCGCCCGUCCCGCCGCGAGGUCCACCUCGCCCCGAGGCCGCCGCCCGGCGCACCGCGACGCCUCGCGCAGCACGCGCCCCGCGGUCGACGCCAGCGCCGCGCGUCUCCACCCACGCCUCCACGGCGAGAUCCCGCCCCGACACCUUUGGCGGCGAGGCGCCCGCCGCCACCGCGGCGACGGCCAGCGGCAGCGGCGGCGAAGGGGGCCGAGCUGAGGGGAGCCCCGGCGGCGGCGGCGGCUAG